Molecule: messenger RNA, 3201 nt
Organism: Glarea lozoyensis ATCC 20868
Lineage: Eukaryota; Fungi; Ascomycota; Leotiomycetes; Helotiales; Helotiaceae
Product: alpha/beta-Hydrolase
Exons: 5
Coding region: 1-3201 (1066 amino acids)
Molecular function (GO): protein binding; ADP binding
Source: RefSeq, a predicted model, not a curated record
AUGGGAAUUCAAGUUCUUUACCCAAUAGGCGAAGACGCUGAAGACAUCGACAUUAAUCUCAAUAUCAAUCUAGAGUUAGGCCUCACCCCAGACAACAUAUUAGCAAUCCAUGGCCUCAACGGUAACCCUUUGAACACGUGGACCGAACCUAAAAGUCAAAAGCUUUGGUUCCGAGACUUCUUACCCAAAGACAUACCGAAUGCGCGAAUAAUGACCUUCGGUUACGAUGCGACCGCUGCAUUUGAACGUUCAACUGCUGGAAUCCUCGAACAUGCUCGAGAUUUGUUACGCUGCGUAGAGGAAACAAGAAUUAAUGAGCAAGAGAGAAAUCGCCCUAUAUUAUUUUGUGCACAUUCCUUGGGAGGAUUGGUGUUGAAACAAGCACUUCUCGUUGCAGCCGAGACUGGACAUAAACAUUACAAACCGAUAUGGGAAAACACUAUUGGGGUAUUGUUUUUUGGUACUCCUCAUAGAGGUAGCUCUCUUGCUGCAUACGGUGCUCAACUUGCUCGUGUACCAACUGCUUUGUCCAUGAAGCCGACCCCACAGCUCCUCGAGUCACUCAGUACUGGGAGCUUCAUUUUGGGAGAAUUAAAUGGCAAAUUUAGGAAAUUGAUGGAUAAGAAUCGAGGAUCUAGAGAGAUUGCAAGCUUUUAUGAGACGAGAACGAUGCUUGCAUGGAGGAGUCUGGUAGUUGAACAAGCUUCUGCUUUGAUAAACCCGCCCGAGUGUGAAACGAUGUGGGAAACCCCAAUUCCAGUAGCUGCUGACCAUCGGGACAUGUGUCGAUUUUCUUCCACCGAUAAUCCAGCAUACAAGACAGCCGUCCGCACCAUUCAGCGCCUGCGAAGAGGCAACGCCGAUGAAGAGAUAACAAACCAAGUCUUUUUGGUACCACAGGCCUUGAGUAAGGACUUUACCGGAAGAAACGAUAUCCGAACUCUGGUUACAGCAGGGCUGAUAGACCAAAAUUAUCAGAAAAAAAAAGAACAAAAGCGCUUGGUUCUAUGGGGAUUAGGUGGAAGUGGCAAGACGCAGAUUUGUUUAAAGAUCGCAAAUGAUUACAGAAACAGAUUUUGGGGGAUAUUUUUUAUCGACGGUUCAAGUAUCAACAACGCUAUCAAAGGGUUUGAUGCGAUCGCCAAGGCCUUGAAGAUCCGUGUGUCCCAAGAUCCAUUGGUGCUAGUAGAAGAUGUCAGAGAGCAUCUUGCCACUAGGCCAAGAUGGAUGCUCAUAAUCGAUAAUGCAGAUGAUCCCGAUUUGGAUUUGUGGCAGUUCAUUCCACUUAGUGGAAACUCUAGCAUCUUAAUCACAACUAGAAACCGAGCAGCCGUCAAAUAUGCGACUACCGGCUCCACUACUGUUGAGAGGAUGAGCGAGAAAGACGCGAUGACUUUGCUACUCAAGAGUUCUGGGUUAGACAACAUGUUAGAUCUGGGAAACAACUGCCCAGCGCAUCAUAAAAAGAAGGAGACAGCAUUAAAGAUUGUCAGAAGUCUAGGGUUCCUCGCGCUUGCAAUUAUUCAGGCAGGAGCUGCUAUUCGCCAGCGUUUUGUCAGUCUCGAAGACUUUAGUGUAUUGUACACUCAAAGAAAGAAAGAUUUACUGGAAAGCGGGCGGUCAAAGGAAGAAACUGGGCUUCAGUGUUCGGUAUAUACCACUUGGGAAAUUUCAAUCAAAAUGAUCGAGGCGGUAAACGAAAAGCAUUCCGUGUUAGCUCUCGAAAUUUUGCAAUACUUCGCAUUCAUGCAUUUCGAUGGCAUCACUGAGCAAUCGUUUGAGAUGGCUUGGAGAGAGUCCACACGCCAAGGCCAUGUAUUCUUUUCGUCUGUCCCAAAAUGGAUGCAAACAAUGCCUGAUGAGUGGGACCAAUUAUUGAUCGGCAGAGCACUGGCACUACUGUUGUCUUUCUGUCUUAUCACCAUGGAUGCCGACCGUCGGGUUUCGAUACAUCCGCUGGUCCACCAGUGGUCGUUGGAAAGAAUGAUAGAAAUAGAAAGACGAGAGGUAUGGCUAGAAACCAUUGUGACGAUAACGGCAGCGAUUAGUUGGUCCCCAGGGGUAGAGGGAUUCACACAUCGAAAAUCAUUGCUACCACACUUAGAUGCGUGUAGAAACGUGUAUGCCUUUGAUCUUUCCGGGCGCAAUCCCCACGUUGAAGCACACUUGUCUGCGGCUUUGUCGUUUGCAUUAAUAUACCGGGAAAACAACCGUAUCAACGACUCCAUAAAGCUAACGAAACAAUGUUUGGAUAGCGUCGAAGCGAAUCUACCCGCUAGUCAAAGUCACUAUAUCCCAACGCUGAAGUGUUACGCUGCGGAUCUCAGUCACUUGGGUAAGUAUGAUGAAUUGGCAGAGAUCUGGCAAAAAAUCCUGAAACUAGAAGAAAUCUCUUUCGCAGAGCCAGAAAUUGUUGCACAAAGUCUGAUUGCCACAGCCACAGCAAAUAUCCUUAUUGGGAGGCAUCAAAAAGCUAUUGAAUUAUGCAGAACGGUGCAGUCCGACUUCCGAGAGACGCUGGAACACAACAACACUGCAAUACUCGAGGCGGCCGAAGUCAUAGGUUACGCUAAGAAGGCAAUGGGACAGCCAAGAGAAGCCCUCAAGCAUCUAGAGAAGUGCCUUGAGGUUCGUGUGCAGACCAGGGUCGGCCAUCCAACCCUCCAAGAAAUCGAACUCGUUGAGCAGUUGACUGAUUUGUACAAUGAACUUAAGCGCUCCAAGAAAGCACGUUCAAUGGCAGAACGCAGAGUUGAAAUAUAUAGUCAGAUAUACGGACCUGACGACCGAGCUACCGUGGCUGCGAAGGUUGCUUUUGAGGAAACUCGCCAUAAUUCGGGUAUGUUAAACAUUCGAAGAAGAGCUAGGUGCAUAGGCGUCUCAGAAAAGGCUUGUGCUUUCGCGCGGCAGCAAGACCAAGGCGAGCCGAGUAUAAACACUUUAUUCUCUAUGGAGCAGCUCGCUCGUGUGUACUGUGAUUGUGGCCUGCUAGAAAAGGCAAAACUCUUGCAGGAAGAGAUCGUUGCAAUUUACAUGCAUAAAGGGGGGCUGGGAAGAGAGGACACUGUGAGAGCUAUCAAAUAUCUCCGAAGGAUUGAAUUUGGUAUCAAAGUAAGAAGAGUAGUUUAUUGGUGGGUCCCAAAGACAUUACGUGAUAAGGAUUGGGCGAGUGAAAAAGUACAGAACGAACCUGCGUGGUAG